AAGCGACAGGUGCAAGUGCUCCCCGUGCACGUGCCGGAUCUCGUGAGGCGACGUGUCGAGCGCUGACGAGGCAGACCAGCGUUCUUUGCCGUUCGGCGUGGUCAGCGUGUCUUGGAAGCUUCCCCGGCGCAACGCUAAGGUUGUCGAACGACGCCAUCGGCUUCAUGAAGUCUCAACGAAGGAACAAGCAGGCGCACAACCGCCGAGCGGACGGACGCGGACGUGCCAUGCGUCCCAACAUUCCUCUGCUGGAGCACUUCCGGUGGCCCCGCCUUCGGCGUCCGUUCUACAAACACUGGCUGCUCAACGUACUGCGUCUCGUGGAGCUCUUCUGUUGGGUCAUGCUGUUCCGCCUGCUGAUCGCGCUGUCCGCGGUCACUGUGGUUGUCUUGGCAUGCCUUCUGGUCGCUGCAAUGGUGGUGGGCGGUCCGGCCCUGCUGCGCUCCCUCGCCGACUUCAUGACCGACACGUUCCGCGAGGUGUUCACCCUGUGCUCCCAGUUCCUCCAAGACCCUGUCCAGGCGCGCCUGUUAGACUUUGCCAGGAGGGGAACACAUAUGUGACUGGAGACUCCCGCUCCAGGCCUCGCUGACUUGACCACCAAGCUGGCGGGUAGGCAGGCGGCGGGCGCGUAACGCAGCGACUGUCAGCGUCCACUCGGUGCCCAAGGCACGAAGCUAAACGCCGGUCGCGGGCGCGCGUGGUGUGUGUGGUGUGGGUUUUUGUCUUGUUUCGUCUCUCGGGUGAGCUGCAGCAAGUCAUUUGCUACCGUGCUGUGCUGUCUCGGCUAGUUGGCGGCCACAUAUUUGACGCGGCGGCUACGCAACGCACUUGAUGCCAAGCAGGGCACUUAAAGGUCUCGUGGCGACCGAGCAGUCGUGGCGUUCGUGCGGCUUGUUUAUCUGGUGUGAACUGUCGGCAUACCGGCGCACAGGCCCGUCGCCUCGCCCAGCUUUUACGCACGUGAUGCAACUGGUGUAAAGCGCGUUCUGCAGGUUUACGCUGGGGAUAUGCACCGACCGCGACAGUGCACCUUGCGCUUGUUCUGUGUCCAGCUUUUUUUUUUUUUUUCACGGUCAGAGGCAGCCGUGCCAUGGUGUUGUGCUGCGGCAGCCUUACGGAGCGCUGGUACAGCUGCAAGCGACCGUGAUCAACAUUGUGUGGUCUUUGACUUGCAUCAAGUGCAUUGUAAGCUGCCUCGUUAACAGGAAUUGGAACUCCCCCAGAAUUCCACAAUGGCUGCACAGUGAUUCAGCCACAGUUCCCUUUAUUUGCUUUCGUUUGAAGACAACCGCGCCCAGAAUGAGAGUUUACAUGUAUGUACUAGCGCUUUUUUAGCAGGACAAGACCUUCCAAGCUUGUGUACGGGCAACCCUUAAAACACGACGCCUAUGACUGGACGCUCGUAAAGUGACAUCAAGAACCUGGCAUUGAAAAUGAGGGCAAGGAGGGAAUAAAGCAAUCGCAAGACCGUGGUGCUCGCCCUGUGGAGUCGCCUGGCAAAAGUGCCGCGUUUGUCUGCCAUUGGCUGAAAUACAAGUCGUUUGUUAGGACUACCAAGGAAAUCGCAUUUUACAGCCAAGACGGGCGAACGCACUUGCCUGUAAGGAGGUCACGGCUCGACGACAGCGCUUGGACACUGUGAAUGAACGAAGUGGCCAGUGCAAGUUUGAGAAGAGGCAUCGCGUGAGAGACGGAAAGAGUUCGCCAGCCAGCUGAGACAGUGGGUUGAGAGCUAAAGAAUAACAGUGCAUAUCGGCAUUGCUACUUCCAGGGUCAAGAAUCAAUUCUUUCACUUGUAGGGUUUGAAAACGGCACGCGAACAGUUGUCUUCUCAGACAUCCGUGCACACUACGCGUCUGUGGCCAGCAGACACGUAAAAAGAGAAAAAGAAAACAGCCAGAACUAUCAAUAUAAUUUGAAGUCUUAGCAUGCUACGUCUUUUUUGUUUUUGUCUCCUCUACCUGCAGUGUUAUCCCGUCCCGUGACUUGCACUUUCCUCACCCGAAGUACGGAAUGUGUUUUCAUAGGCUUUUGCCAUGAACUUUCUUGGAGUGUUUUUUUUGUCUUGUGUGGUAGUUUUGCUCACUACAAGCAGUUUGUUGCAACCAACUGCGCGAUAUGUAGGUGAACUGUGCUUGUUCAAAAUGUUCUGUUAUGGGCAUUAAACUUUGCUGUUGAGGCGUGA
This is a messenger RNA of Dermacentor albipictus, 2188 nucleotides long. RefSeq lists its product as uncharacterized. The record is from RefSeq and is a predicted model, not a curated record. NCBI's taxonomy places the organism in Eukaryota, Metazoa, Arthropoda, Arachnida, Ixodida, Ixodidae.